AUGUUUCUCAAUCUGACAUCGCUAGACAUUUGGGAAUUUCAGUCCCAGGUUUCACGCAUAGCAGCAAAGAAAUCCGAAAUCUGUUUGCAGUGGGAACGGAAUGAAAAUCUGGACAGAAAAAGACGUCGUACUGGAAAAGAUGCCGAUGUAGAAACAGCUUUAAAAACAUGGUUUACAGAAGGUUGCAGUCACGAUGUUCCACUUUCAGGACCAAUUUUGGAAGAAAAAGCAAAGAAACUGGCUGAAACGCUGAAUAAACCUGAUUUCAAACUAACGAACGGGUGGCUAUGCAGAUGGGAGGAAAGAAACUGCAUAGUUUACAAAAAAGCUCAUGGAGAGAAAAACGAUGCAGAUUUGCCGGCCGCAGACAACUGGAUGAAGGAACAACUUCCAAAAUUGCCAGACGAUGUGUACAAUGCAGAUGAGACUGGAAUAUAUUUCCGAGCAAUUCCAGAUGGCACCUUAAUUUACAAAAGUGAAAAAUUAAGUGGUGGGAAAAAACAGAAAGAAAGAAUUACGGCUCUCGUCGCCUGUAACAUGUCUGGGACAGAUAAAAGACACUUAAUGGUGAUUGGGAAAAGUAAAAACCCACGCUGUUUUCGUGGAGUAACAGACAUUCCUGUUGAUUAUCAAAACAACGCAAAUGCAUGGAUGGCAGGGGUCUUAUUUAGACAGUGGUGUUGUGAUUUGGACAGAGAUGCGAAAAGAAAAGAGAAAAAUUGUCUUGUCGACAACUGUUCUGCGCACUCAGCAGAUGUUGAUGCAAAGCUAAAAAACUUGAAACUUAUUUUCCUGCCUCUCAACACUACAUCAUGCAUCCAGCCGUGUGACCAAGGGAUCAUUCACAACCUAAAGUAUUUCUACAGACAACAGAUCGUGAAUCGCAUUGUGACGGAAAUUGACAGUGGUCAAGACAUACAGGCCAAUACUGGAAACGAAGAAACAACGUCGAGUGACAUCACACCGCCAGACGGAAUCGACCAAUCAGAGUUUGACACGUAUGUGAACAUUGACUAUAACCUACAAUGUAUUGGAAUGCGAGCCGACGAGGAGAUUUGUGUCGAUGUUUUGCAGGCUAAACCGUGUGAGCUUGAAGUGCCAGAAGAUAGCGAUGAUGAUGACGAUGACAGUGAUGAACCUGUGCUUACUGCAUCCGGUGUACUUAUGGGAGUAAAGGCACUGAGACGGAUAUUUGGAGUGUCAUGGUGUGCUGAACUGUGA
This is a messenger RNA of Gigantopelta aegis, 1221 nucleotides long. RefSeq names its product tigger transposable element-derived protein 6-like. Gene Ontology annotation, molecular function: DNA binding. Gene Ontology annotation, cellular component: nucleus. The transcript has 2 exons. The record is from RefSeq and is a predicted model, not a curated record. Lineage: Eukaryota; Metazoa; Mollusca; Gastropoda; Neomphalida; Peltospiridae. The coding region runs from base 1 to 1221 and encodes 406 amino acids.